ACCAUCUCUCUGUCUCUGCCUUCCGCACUGCCCAAGCUGUUUCUCUCUCUCAAUACGAUAAACAAACACCUGUCGGAACUCAAUCACGACAUGGUCAUACCACCGUCAACGCCACCGUCGUGCACGGCGGAACUCGACCUCGACAACCUCCGGGCACUCAAGGUCUUGGGUAAGGGAGCAAUGGGCACCGUCCUACUUGUCUACGACGCCGCUUCCGACCCCUCCGCCUCCUCUCCCUUUGCCCUCAAGCUCGUCGACAAGUCCUCCGCCCACGACGCCGGCCGCCGCGCCCGGUGGGAGAUCUCCGUCCUCGGCCUCCUCACCCGGGACUCCGCCCACCCCUUCCUCCCCCACCUCCUCGCCUCCUUCGAGACCGACGAAUUCCUCGCCUGGGCCGUCCCCUACUGCCCCGGCGGCGACCUCAACGUCCUCCGCCACCACCAGAACGACCGCGUCUUCUCCCCCGCGGUCAUCCGCUUCUACGCCGCCGAGAUCAUCUGCGCCCUCGACCACCUCCACCGCCGCGGCAUCGCCUACCGCGACCUCAAGCCCGAGAACGUCCUGAUCCAGCAGUCCGGCCACGUGACCCUCACGGACUUUGACCUCUCCAAGCAGCUCAAGCCCAAGAAGGCCAAGUCCAUCCACAUCCUCGAACGCCCCGAAAAGAAAACGGAGCUUCCUCGGAACAAGCAGAAGAAGAACAAUCUCUCGCGCUUCGUCGGAGCGUUCAGCGAAGCGACGGCGCUGAGCCUGAAAAAGGCGAAGUCUGCGCGGGUCAGCCCGGUCAGCCGGCGGAACAAGCCGGGAGGCAGCUUCUCCGACGACGGCGAGCGGUCCAACUCCUUCGUCGGGACUGAGGAAUACGUCGCACCGGAGGUCGUCCGGGGCGACGGCCACGAGUUCGCCGUCGACUGGUGGGCACUCGGCGUCCUCACCUACGAGAUGCUCUACGGGGUGACCCCGUUCCGAGGCAAGAACCGGAAGGAAACGUUCCGGAACGUGCUGGCGAAGAACCCCGAGUUCGUCGGAAAACGGACGGCCCUGAUGGACCUGAUCGAACGGCUGCUGGCGAAGGACCCCACGAGGAGGCUCGGCUACCUCCGGGGCGCGAGCGAGAUCAAGGAGCACGAGUUCUUCAGAGGGAUCAGGUGGGACCUACUGACGGAGGUCGCGCGCCCUCCGUUCCUCCCGUCCCGGGACGACGCGGCGGAAGCCGAGAGGCUAACCGCGCGUGCGGUCGACGUGCGGGAGUACUUCCAGAGAUCGAGGCAGCCUCCGUCGAUCCCGGCGUCACCGCUGCCGUCGCCGUCUCGGAGCCUGUCGAUAGCGGAGUUCUGACCCCUCAACCCCCCACACGUGUGCAGGACUAAUUUUUCUUUUUUUUUUCAAUUAUUUUCUUCCCCCACCUCCUUUUUUUUAAAAUUGCCACUGGCGCACCCGCCCCUCCUAAUUAACUCGCUGUACAUAGAGAGCUUAAUAAUAAUUGUAGAACGUGAUUAAAGCU
Messenger RNA from Rhodamnia argentea, 1504 nucleotides. Its product is annotated as serine/threonine-protein kinase UCNL. The transcript has a single exon. The record is from RefSeq and is a predicted model, not a curated record. The coding region runs from base 91 to 1338 and encodes 415 amino acids. NCBI's taxonomy places the organism in Eukaryota, Viridiplantae, Streptophyta, Magnoliopsida, Myrtales, Myrtaceae. Gene Ontology annotation, molecular function: protein serine/threonine kinase activity; ATP binding. Gene Ontology annotation, cellular component: cytoplasm; nucleus; plasma membrane. Gene Ontology annotation, biological process: protein phosphorylation.